Prosopis cineraria is the source of this 1075-nucleotide messenger RNA. Its product is annotated as serine/arginine-rich SC35-like splicing factor SCL33. Gene Ontology annotation, biological process: mRNA splicing, via spliceosome. Lineage: Eukaryota; Viridiplantae; Streptophyta; Magnoliopsida; Fabales; Fabaceae. Gene Ontology annotation, cellular component: nuclear speck; cytoplasm. The record is from RefSeq and is a predicted model, not a curated record. Gene Ontology annotation, molecular function: RNA binding. The coding region runs from base 136 to 858 and encodes 240 amino acids. The transcript has 6 exons.
CAUAAAACUAUGUUAGAAUUAGAAUUUGUUUGUUUAGGGUAACCCAUUUUUCAACUUUGAAAUAUCAUCCCUCUCUCUUCCGCCGCCUGUUCCGAAUCCGAUCUCGUCCUCCGCUGUCACUUGCCAAGGUAAUAGAUGAGAGGAAGGAGCUAUAGUCCGUCACCGCCCAGGGGUUAUGGCAGAAGAGGAAGAAGUCCUAGCCCCAGAGGUCGUUAUGGUGGCCGUGGCAGAGAUCUCCCAACCAGUCUUCUAGUUCGCAACCUUCGCCACGACUGUAGGCCUGAGGAUCUUCGUAGACUCUUUGGACAAUUUGGUGCUCUUAAGGACAUUUACCUACCGAAAGAUUAUUAUACUGGAGAACCCCGAGGCUUUGGUUUUGUCCAAUAUGUAGAUCCUGCUGAUGCUGCGGAUGCAAAAUAUCAUGUGGAUGGUCAAAUUCUUCUUGGUCGAGAGUUGACUGUUGUUUUUGCUGAGGAAAACAGAAAGAAGCCCACUGAGAUGAGAGCAAGAGAAAGAAGGGGCCGAUUUUCUGAUCGAAGAAGGUCUCCACCUCGUUAUUCUCACUCUCCUCGAUACUCUCGUUCUCCGCCACGUCAUAGAUCUCGGUCUCGAAGUCGUGAUUAUUAUUCUCCCCCUCCUAAACGAAGGGAGUAUUCAAGGUCGGUGUCACCUGAAGAUAGAAGAUACAGUCGAGAAAGGGAGAGAGGGAGAUCAUACUCACGCUCUCCACCCUACAACGGUGGCUCAAGGAGUCGUAGUCAGAGUCCAGCCAAGGGUCAAAGCCGGAGCCGCAGUCAGAGUCCGAAUCGUGAUGAUUAUGCUGGGGAACCAGCUCGUGGUCGGUCGCCCAGUCAAUGAGAUGCCUUAGACCUUCACCAGUUGGACCGUGCGGAUGUUGGAUUUUGUUUAAAAAUGUGGACAAUUCUCCUCUGUUGUAACUUGAAGCUGAAGUCAGACUACUUCGUUGUUAGAAUGAAAACUUAGUAUCAAAAGUUACGUUUUUAUGAGGGAUUGAUUGUUGAUAAGCGUUACGUUUUAAUGAGGGUUGUUAGAAUUAAUGCAGUCUUGGUAGUAA